AUAAUCAUCAGCCCAAGCCCAAAACGAAGCAGAAAAAAGGGAAGAUUACUGCACUCUUGCACCAGUUUGUUUGAACGGUUUGCUCAAUGGAAUGAAUCGAUUCUUCGAAUCUAUUAAUUGAAUCGUACAGACGCGUCAGGAGCCGCUAAAUAACGGUCGGCGCGCUGCACUGUUAGCAUUUGAGUAAUUAGCAAACUUUUGAUGGGACACGCAACUAGUUUGGUAAAGACAUACAGCAACAGGAACCCAACUGAGCUGUAAAUGGAGAUGGAAGACUCCAGUGAUGUGACCUACACCAUACCCUCACCAUCUGACCGCCGGCCAAGCACAGAGUCAGAACUGUGGCCGGACACCAAGUCUGAUUCAAAAAGCAGAAAGACCUCCACAUCCUGCCCAUCAACCUCUGUCUGUCUUAAAGCAGGGGAUGUUGAGCGCCUGACACCCGUGGGCUCAGGGAAGAGAACCAAAGUCUCUGUGAAUAAGUGCCAUGUCUGUAAGAAAGAGUUUAAAACCACCAGUGCCCUUAAAACACACUUCUUAAGCCACAGACAGGACGGGCCUCAAAUCUGCGGUGUCUGUCAGAAAGCAUUCAAACACCAUCAUCAGCUCACUUCCCACAUGAUGACUCACCACAAGAAGAAAACCUAUUACUGCACUCAGUCUGGUUGCCACAAACCCUACAAUGAUAAAAACUCCUUAAAACAUCACUGUGUCUCUCGACACGGAGUCUACCUUACGUCUCCUUCCUCCUCCAGCCUCGCCCCCUCCAGCUAUGACCUGCCGGCCUCAGUUUGGGAGCCAACGGCUGUGUCCGACUACCUCUUUACAUCUCAGCCGAAGCCAGUUGCAGCUCCUGUGCUUAAGGAUCCCAGUUACUCUGGAAAACUCUUCAGUUCUUAUGGCAGGGGAGAGCUUGGGAUGAGGCGGUAUGCAGAAGAUGCCCAUCCCUUUCAGCUGAAACAUUCAACAUGUCAAGAAAGCUGGACGUUAGCAUCUGCCAGUGAAUCGUAUAAGGUUGAAGACAGCAAUAAGAUGCUAAACUCCACCCAGUGGACCCUGGGUAUUGACGCUGUUGAAGAAAAUCCAGUGGUUUCACGGAACCCAUUUGAUGUCCAUGGUCUUGAUUUUCACGAAUCUUACCCUGAAGAAUUGAAAGAGAUGAUGUCAUUUCAGCCUAACAGAGAUGCACCUAUCACUAGCGUGGGUUGCCCUAUGGGGCCACAAGCUUCAGUUUGCCCCAAGCAGCAUCGUCCCAAACUGCUGAAACACAGUCUAAAGGAGCCCAGACCUCCCAACAAGUUAAAGCGACAGCGUACCUUUUCCAGUUUUAAUCAUUCCACUGUAUUAUACCCUGAACCAAAGAGUGAUUUUGACUGUAACCUUUCCGAUCCUGUACUUGCUUCUCCUCCUGCAACACUGCCCAACAGUAAGAAGAGGAAGUCCUGCUCUAAGGACGUCCUGUCUAAUGUUCCAGCUCCUCCUCUGCCUGUUCCUCAGCUCACUUGUCAUAAACGUUCACGAGCACGCUCUUCCUCCCUCGUCUCACCUAGUCAGGUGGCACUUGCAUCUUUCAGCACUUACCUCGGCAACCAACUUUUACAAAAGGAGCCAGUUAUGAUAUCAACAGGAGAAGAACCAAACUCUGGUUGCAGAACAUAUAAAAGAACUUCAUCUGUACGUGGAGCUCAAUCGCAGCCCUCAUGUUCUCAAGAAGCUCUCGCCUCUGGGGGAGCAAAGGAAGAGAAUAAUUCACAACCAUCCACCUCAACACAGAAUGAAAGACAGAAGGGGGUUUCAGGACAAAAGUCCAAAGGGACAAACCUGUCCCCACUGAUCAUGCCUGUGUCUGUCCCAGUCGCUGUGACAAACGUUUUAGUCCCUCAAGCCUCUACACAUCAUGCCGAGAGGUCACAGACUCGUAAAGGUGCAGCUAAGAGGUCUCAUCAUCUUGACCCUUUAAACUGCCUCAUCAUCCCUAGUCCAACUGUGCCUCGACUAUCUCCUCUACAAUGCACCAAUAAUAAGGAAACCCAGGACUUGCAGAGAAGCUGUGGCACGGGCGGUUACCCCAGCCAGCUGCGCUCGCCAAACUAUCUGACAGACCACUCACUGAGCCCUAGUUUUCAUCCCCCACCCUACACCCCUCAGCCCAUGCUGAGCCCUCUCCGUCCUGGGACAGGCCUCUACUCUAAAAGCCUACCGCAGCAUCAGCCAUGCCCAUCUCUACCCAGCACCCUCGAUGGUGUCUCCUACCCAACUGACAACACAGUCAUCAGCAUACAGCCGAGGAUUAACGUAGGUUCACGGUUUCAAGCAGAGAUCCCCCCAGUGCGGGACACACUGUACAUGCUGUAUGAAGAGCACCCUGCUCAACUCGUCUGGACUCCUUGGAAAGAUCUCUCUACCAACACAGAAACACAACAGAGGGUCACAGAGCUGUUAGACAUGUGCUGUUCCAGUGUGCUACCAGGAGGAGGCACCAACAUCGAGUUCGCUCUCCACUGCCUUCAUGAAGUUCAAGGAAGCAUAAUGGCAGCACUGGAUUUACUUUUAAUGAGAGGAGAUUUUCGGACCUCCUGGCACCCUCUGAAUGAUUACCACUACACAGGGUCAGACCACUGGACAGUGCAAGAGAUUAAAGUGUUCAAGAAAGCUCUGGUUGACCACGACAAGGACUUCCAACAGAUUCAUAAUGUUUUGCAGACAAAAUCAAUAGCCCAGUGUGUGGAGUAUUACUAUAACAUGAAGAAGCUGAAAAAGUUCAAGCAAUGUGUCCGAGCCACAAAUAAAAAGGAUGAAGGUGGAGGGAACUCUGCAUUCAGAUGCACACAAGAGCACCAGCCUGAGCAGAUAAACGGGAACACAGGACAGAAGACAACAGCUGCUCACAGUGAGAGAUGUGAAGAGCCACAGUUCCCCCUCUGUCAAGAUAGAAACUAUCUCAAGACGGCAGUGGACAAGCAAGAAGACUAAAGUGAACUGAAUUCCAAUCAGUAUUUCAUAAAAGAUCCUUUGUAAAGAGCUCAAGUGUGUUUUAGACUACAGUAAAUAUUCAACUCAUUGUCCAGUGAUUAAUAUGGACCUUGAAAUUAGCCCUAAUUGUAAUCCAAAAUAAAGUUCUCAUCAAAGGAAUAGCCAACUUUGUGUUUUCUUUUUCCAACUGUUUAUUUCUUGUUCAAAUUUUGAGAAGUGCACAAGGCACUAAAGUUAACAGUUUGAAGUUUUAGAAUGUACCAGACUGGUUAAUUUAAUAUGACAGGGUUUCAUAAAGGUUUAUUGGUUUUUAUUUUCGAUGUUUGUUCAACUGUUUGAGACAUUAAGUUUGGGUUCAAAAUUUUCUCUCAAGAUUUGUCAUUACCAAUUUUACAAUUCUACUGAUUUUUCUCUUUUCCAUUUUAUAUUAUCUACAAUCCAUGUGAUCUAUAAUAAAGUUAUUAAAUUGCAGUUUUUCUGUCUUAUGCCAUUAAAACAGCAGUUGAUGUCCAUGUAUAACAAUGUCAAUGCAUAACAUGUUUGCUGUUUAUUACAUUGUCAUAAGGUGUUUGGCUGUCUAAACAUUCCUUUGCUGUUCU
This is a messenger RNA of Cyprinus carpio (common carp), 3572 nucleotides long. RefSeq lists its product as uncharacterized. Lineage: Eukaryota; Metazoa; Chordata; Actinopteri; Cypriniformes; Cyprinidae. Gene Ontology annotation, biological process: negative regulation of DNA-templated transcription; regulation of transcription by RNA polymerase II. Gene Ontology annotation, molecular function: transcription corepressor activity. Gene Ontology annotation, cellular component: histone deacetylase complex; transcription regulator complex. The record is from RefSeq and is a predicted model, not a curated record.